Mesorhabditis belari is the source of this 1476-nucleotide messenger RNA. NCBI's taxonomy places the organism in Eukaryota, Metazoa, Nematoda, Chromadorea, Rhabditida, Rhabditidae. The record is from the annotation of a GenBank genome assembly.
AUGGCUGUCCUUAUUGAAACGUCGCUUGGGGAUCUCAUCGUUGAUUUGUUCGUGAAGGAGCGCCCGAAUUGUUGUCGAAAUUUUUUAAAGCUGUGCAAAAUGAAAUACUACAAUCUUUGUCAAUUUCACCACAUUGAGCAAAAUUACAUUGCACAAACUGGUGAUCCAACAGGCACCGGCCGUGGUGGUGAAUCGUUUUUCACUUCUAUUUAUGGGGAACAAGCACGCUUCUUUGAGAAAGAGGAAGUACCAAAACUGCGGCAUACACGACAAGGUGUGGUCUCGUUUGUAAACAAUGGAAACGACAUGCUUGGAUCUCAAUUUUACGUUACGCUUGGUGAUGAUCUCGAUUAUCUAGACGAUCAGCACACAAUUUUUGGACAGGUGACAGAAGGGCUAGAGACUUUGGAAAAGCUCAACGAACAGUUGUGCAACGAGGAACAUCGACCAUUCAGAGAUAUUAGAAUAUCACAUACGAUAGUUUUGGAUGAUCCAUUUGAAGAUCCUGUUCAAAUCAAAUUCCCAUCGCGUUCACCUUCUCCAACACUUGAGCGUCUUAUUAGCGCUAAUCAAAUUGCUAUUGAUGAAAAUCUAAAUGACAUGGAUGGAAUGACGGAAGAAGAGAUAAAAAAAGAGCUAGAAGAACGAGAAAUGCGAGCACAAGCCCAAAUUCUGGAAAUUGUCGGUGAUUUGCGAUCUGCAGAAGACAUUCCGCCCGAGAACGUGCUUUUCGUUUGCAAGCUAAAUCCAGUAACAACCGACGAAGACUUAGAAAUUAUAUUCUCGAGGUUUGGAAAAAUUGAAUGUUGUGAAAUCAUUCGUGAUCGUCGGACCGGAGCCUCACUGCAAUAUGCUUUCAUUGAAUUUGCUGAGCCGAAAUCGGUCGAGGCUGCUUAUUUCAAAAUGGAUAACGUUCUGAUAGAUGAUCGUAGAAUUCAUGUUGACUUCUCCCAGUCUGUUUCCAAGAAUUUUAAGUGGAGUAGAAUGAAGCAAGGUUCUCCUGAACGUGCGACAAAGAAACCCUUGGAACGAUCGCAACAACCACGCAAAACAGAGCAGCAUCAUCGUGAUGAGAGAGGGUCUGCUCGUGAAAGAAACAAUGGACGAGAGUUUUCUCAUAGACGACGAUCACGGACUCCAGAACGAGAAAAACGUCGAGAACGGGACAGAAAUGGGCGUGAUUAUGAAAAACGAAAAGAGCGCCACGUUGAAACGGGUGGUGGUAGAUGGGGAGAUGAAAAAAGGAUCGAGGUCAAAAGAGAAGUUUCAAGCUCACCAGAAAGACGUCAUCGAGAUAAACGGCCCAGAUCUCCCGUACAUAAAAAGCAUCGAAGGGAGUCCCCAGUUAGAAACAUCAAGAAGGAAGCCGCGAGUUCCGAUAGCGAACACGAAAAGCGACACAGCAAGAAGAAGAGAAAGGAGAGGAAAAGAUCAAGUGACUCGGACAAAUCACCUGUACGCGAACGGCGUCGUCGC